This is a messenger RNA of Scatophagus argus, 2046 nucleotides long. RefSeq names its product endosialin. The record is from RefSeq and is a predicted model, not a curated record. Gene Ontology annotation, biological process: cell migration. Gene Ontology annotation, molecular function: calcium ion binding; transmembrane signaling receptor activity; extracellular matrix binding. The transcript has a single exon. The coding region runs from base 596 to 1690 and encodes 364 amino acids. Lineage: Eukaryota; Metazoa; Chordata; Actinopteri; Scatophagidae. Gene Ontology annotation, cellular component: extracellular matrix; external side of plasma membrane; membrane.
CUGUUCAGCUGAAGGGAGCAGAAUCGGGUCAUAAUUCUCUGAAGGUUUACCAUUAUGAGCAACCCUUUUCACACUGAAAACAAUAUGAAAACGGUUUCUUGGAAAAGGGAUCAAAAUUGUAUUGUAAUAGAAUUUUCAAACUUGUGUUUUCAAACAACUUCACUAUAUUUCAGAUCCAAAUACAAAAAUACAGUGUUUGUUAAACCACAGUACUGAAAUGUACAAACCACCACUGAUGCCAGUACCAGUAUUUGUGCACUGACCAACUAAAUACAGUUCACUUCCUGAGUGAAAUCUUAUCUGUGUAAAUAAAACACAUGUGCAUGCGAGUAUCAAAUCAACGUGUUAUGUCAUGAUAAAGUCAUGCUACAAGAUAGAUUGUUUGUUCUAAAUUAUGAAUAGGUUUUUGUUCCUGCAUUUGCUUGAUCGUGCCUUCACUAACCUUGGAAAUACCAGUAGUCCAUCUCUGUCUCAUUUCCUUCCUGUAUUUAACUUUGUCCGGAGGGGUGUAGCUUCCUGAGUAGGUAGCAGUAGGCUCUAAAGUCUCCACAAUUUCACCCAGGCAACAUUACAAGAAGAUAUACUGCACAACAUCAUGACCAUGUUUGUGCCAGUGAAGGUAUUGACAGUGACUAUUUGGAUGUCAGUCAUUAUUUUACUGUCUGUUAAGACAGGAUUUUGCGCAAAGCAAACUGGCAUCUGUAGGUCCUAUUGUACUGAAAGUGACUGCAUAACUUUAAACCAAGACAGAGUGAACUUUGAAACAGCCGAGGAAGCGUGCCAUGACAGGAACGGAGAACUACUGACAUUUCAGCCUGAGACAUAUGAGAACAUCCCAAACAUUUUGAGGAAAGAAUUGAAAGGGGACUUCUGGAUUGGACUGCGUUUACCAGCUGGCGCCUGCAGUAGCCUUUCCACUCCACUGAGAGGUUAUGAGUGGACCUCUGGUAGUAAGGGUUUUUUUCCAUCCUCCAGCACGUGGAAAGAAAGUGUGGAAGUCUGCUCUCCACGCUGUGUGUCUACUACAGAUGAUCAAAAGUGGACAGAGAGACUGUGCUCAGACAAAACCGAUGGGUAUCUGUGCAGAACAAAAAACAAAGAUGCAUGUCACACACAAGACUUAUCAGAUCCAAAUGUUUUCCAAAGCUCUAAAGGCUGUUCAGCUGGCCCUUGUGAGCACACAUGCACAGAUGCAAAAGGAGGUUAUAAAUGCUCUUGUUUCGAAGGAUACAUCCCAGACAGCAAGAAUCCCAGGCAGUGCAAAUUACACUGUGCACAAGAGAGAUGCCCUGCCGUAUGUGGUAGGAACAUCGAUGACGGAUGCUUGUGUCCUGAUGGCUUUAUAAUAUCUGAUCAAUUCUGUGAGGAUUUAGAUGAGUGUUCGAUGGAUGGAUGUGAUCACGAGUGUAAAAACACCAUUGGAAGUUAUGUAUGCUCCUGCAAAGAAGGGUUUGUUCUUCAAGAGAAUGGCAAAUGCAUCAAGGCGGGUAUUUUUAAACCAGCCACAAAUAAUAACACACUGAAGGGUUCCUCUGCUCCUGCUGGUGGUUUUCUCUGGAUAUGGAUUUUCAUUGCUGUGGCUGUGGUUGUGAUUAUAUUUGUGAUAAGGUUUUAUGUUGUUAAACGUAACAGAAGCAGAGAACAAAACACCAAUCAACAGUCUACUGUUCCUGUGGACAAUGAGUGUUAACAGUAACUUAGUUGGUUCCUUAAGUUUUUAUAGUAUAAGACCUGAGAACUCUUGUAUCAGGCUACAUAUAUCACAUGGGUGCAGUAGGUAACAUUUCUGAAUAAACCAGAGUCUUUGAAUUUUGAAUUUAGGAUUAGCAUUAUAAAAUAUUAAUAAAAUUAAUAUAGAGUUGAACUACAAAAGGAUUUUUAUAGUAUUGUGUAAAAGUAUUUCAAAUUUUAACUUACAGUAUACACUAUAUAGACAAAAGUAUUUGGACAGACCUCCUUAUUAUUGAUUUCAGUUUUGGUAUGAGGCUGUUUUUUUUUUUUUCAGGGGUUGGUCUGGGUCCCUUACCUCCACUGAAGGGAAAUCUU